Phasianus colchicus (ring-necked pheasant) is the source of this 3594-nucleotide messenger RNA. RefSeq names its product SHC adaptor protein 4 (gene SHC4). NCBI's taxonomy places the organism in Eukaryota, Metazoa, Chordata, Aves, Galliformes, Phasianidae. Gene Ontology annotation, cellular component: plasma membrane. The record is from RefSeq and is a predicted model, not a curated record. Gene Ontology annotation, molecular function: receptor tyrosine kinase binding. Gene Ontology annotation, biological process: cell surface receptor protein tyrosine kinase signaling pathway; intracellular signal transduction.
AAAAGCGGCGGCGGCGCCCGGGGCUCGGCGUGGCGGGAGCGGCUCGGGCGCUGCUGCGUGCCGAGGGUACGGCGUGCGCGGGGCUGCACCGAGCCCGCGGCCGUCCGGCGCUGAAGGAUUUUGGAGCAAGAAUUGGCGAGCCCGAGGCUGAGAGCUGCUGCGGGCUGGGAGGGCUCCGCUUUACGCGUGUGCGGGCAGGAGCGGUGCGGCGCGGGGCUGCCGCUUCCCCGCGGGGGCAGCUGAGGAUGACGGCACCGAGAGCCGCGCACCUGGCGGGGCUCGGGAUGGUCUGGAGGCGAUUUGUGCCCAAGGCUCCGGUUACCGAAUUGCCAGGGCUAUGAGAGAGCGCGGCCCGCAGAGCCUCGGUGCACACGUCCUGUACGUGGGGCUGCUCCGACACCCGGGGAUGCUGCACAGGGCCAAGUACAGCCGCUUCAGGAACGACUCCGUAACGUCUCUGGACGAAGGGCCGCAAAACAUCAAAGGUUCCUCCUCCUCCUCCCACCCUUCAGCACCCAGCCUGCUGGCAGAGGACGUCCCGCUGGGUCCGCAGGACACCUGCACCACGCUGUGCGCGCUGAUCCCGCGCAUGGCCAACAUUAAACUCGCCAACCCCUCCGCUCUGCCCGGCCUGAAGAGCUUCUGCCUGGGGAGCAAGGAGGUGCCGAGGACCAAACUGACUGAGUGCGUCACCGUCCCCGGCGGCCCUUCCUCGCCUGAGCUCGGCUGCCUCUCGGCCUCGUACCCUCAGCCCGGCACGGAGGGGCCACACCAGACCCCGAGGCCCGCGGGCGGCUGCGCCGGGCGGGGAGCGGCGGAGGCGGUGGGCAGGCUGGGAGGGAGCCUCGUGCCCAGCGGGGAGAGUGCGGAGGAGCCGGGCACAAGCUACGGUGUGAGGUACAUGGGCUGUAUUGAAGUGCUGCAGUCAAUGAGGUCCCUGGACUUUGGCACACGAACACAAGUCACCAGGGAAGCAAUAAGCCGACUGUGUGAAGCUGUAUCAGGUACAAAUGGAGCGAUCAAAAAGCGGAAGCCUCCAGUUAAGUUUCUGUCUUCUGUACUUGGCAAAAGUAACCUUCAGUUUUCUGGCGUGAACAUAAAGCUGACCAUUUCAACAAACAGCCUCACACUGAUUAACACUGACACGCAGCAGAUUAUUGCCAACCAUCACAUGCAGUCCAUCUCAUUUGCUUCUGGAGGUGACCCAGAUACAACAGACUAUGUUGCAUAUGUAGCAAAAGAUCCUGUUAAUCAGAGAGCAUGCCACAUACUGGAGUGUCCCAAUGGGAUGGCACAGGAGGUGAUAAACACCAUAGGGCAGGCUUUUGAGCUCCGGUUCAAACAGUACCUGAAGAACCCAUCCAGCCUGGUGACUUCUAAUGGAAGUGAGGCAGUGAGUGCUGAUGGAUCAGCUGGGAAUUUACAGGAGAGGGAGGAUCAUGAAUAUUACAACGAAAUUCCAGGGAAAGAGCCUCCCACUGGUGGAGUAUUAGACAUGCGAAUGAAAGUGCCAACAGACCAAAGGUCUGGCUGUUUUAUACAGUGCAAAAAGCAGCACUGCUUGACAGGCAGCCCGACAUUCAUCAACAUAUAUGAAAAUUGCCCAGAAGAAAGCAAAACCAUGGGUUCUUGUGGUGAAAGAUCACAGAAGACAAAGAAAGAUGCAACAUUACUGAAGUCUGCCUACAGAACAGAUCUUUUUGAUGAUCCAUGUUACAUCAACACGCAGGCCCUGCAAUCUGCAGUCUGUACAGCCCGGGGUACAGCAGCAACACAGAUCCCUGGCAGCCCACUGAGUCACACAAAGUUACCAGAAACUGUGCAGCAGAGUGCCACAAGCAACACAGCUGGUCUCUGUGUUCUGCCACAAAUAAAACAACAGCUAAGGAAUGAAGAUUGUUACCAUGGCAAAUUAAACAGGAAAGCAGCAGAGAGCCUCUUAGUCAACGAUGGGGAUUUUUUGGUGCGAGAGAGCACAACGUCACCUGGUCAGUAUGUCCUCAGUGGACUUCAGGGAGGGCAAGCAAAGCAUCUUCUCUUGGUGGAUCCUGAGGGCAAGGUGAGAACCAAAGACCACAUAUUUGAUAGCGUGGGUCAUCUUAUUCAAUAUCACAUGGAAAAUAAUUUGCCAAUCAUCUCUUCUGGAAGUGAAGUGAGCUUGAAACAACCUGUAAGGAAAGAGAGUAAUAUGGGACACUUGCAUUAUCACAAAUAAUUCUUUGGAUCUCACAAACCCCAAGACAAUUUGUAUCUGGAAACUUCAUUGACUAUUAUAAAACUUCAUAUUACGAAGACAAUUCAAAAAGAAUAGACUGCACUUUCUACUGCUGUUCCAGAAGAUAUCCUUUUGUGUGUGUGUAUAUAUGAAUAUAUGUAUAUGUGUAUAUCUAUGUAGAUCUAUAGAGAUCAAUAAGCAUAGUUAUAUAGAUAUAUAUAAUCUUAACAAAAUUACACCUUCAGAGUGUGAGAUUCAUUUGUGAGAGGAUAUUUUAGACAUGCACAAAUGUCACUUUCAAGGUCAUACUGAAUCAGUAACUAUUUAAAAGCACAAUCAAACCUCUACAUGUAAAAGCUCACUUGAAUGAACUACUGGAACAUUAGUACGUGCCUUUUAGGAUAGAGUUAUUGGAAACCAAUAUUAUUUAUACUGAAUUAGUUUUGGAUGGUUAAACAAACAUGUCUAACCUUUUCGCUAUUUGCCAAAACAAAUGCAAUUUGAAUAUUACUAAAAUAUCAUCUGCUUUCGAUAGACACUAACAAUCUCAUUUUGCUUGUAACAGCACUUUACUAGCAAGUAAUGUUUGAAAUGAAUGGUGUUCACAAUACAAAAAGAUUGUAUGGUUUCUUGAUUAUUUUUUAUCACCGUCUGACAACUCAAAGACUGAGAUUAUGCAAUAUUUACAAAGUUGAAAUUGAUAUGUGUAAUAUUAUUUUGGAAUAGAACUUACUAAGGGGCAAGCAUGCUAGAUCCUAAUAUUUUUGUCUUGCAUAAAAUUUUACUAUUAUUACCAAUUAAUACCGGAGUCAUCUCUUUUUAAAGGUAGGCUAAAUAUAUUUUCAUUGAUUACAUAGUUGUUUACAAACUAGAAAAGCUGAACAAAACUAAUGAUACAUUUUGAGAGAAAACUAUUUAAAAGACUGUUUGAACUUUGCAUGUGCCCUUAUUCAGUAUUCUUUCCAACACAAUAUAUGAUUUUCCCUUUAUUCAUGUAGAGUCCAAUUGUUCCUCAAGUCUUUUAAAGGAAACGUAUCUAUUGUUUGGUCACAAUAAAUAAUCUCAAUACAAACACUCGUAUAUUCCGAGUUCACAGAGGUUUCUUGGGCUUCCUGUUGAAGAAACUGAUUUUGUAAGUAACUGAAGAAAAGGGAAGAAGAAUCUGGGAAAUUAGACUGAAAGUCCAGGUAAUAGCCUGAGAAAGUUGUAUGUUUAAGAUAAGUAAUGUCUUCUGGCACUGGCAGGGACAUUCUCUGUCUCCUAGCCUACCAACAUAGUUCCAUCAGGCAGACAAUUUUUGACCAAUUAGUGGAAGAAAAUAUUUGACUAUUAAGAAAAAGUUAUCUUCACGUUAAAUGGGACAGUAUAGUAAGAGCUCU